CGACCACCAUCUGUUUCUGUGGGUUCAUGCUCUAGAUUUUCUAUCCUUGCCAUUUCUUCUGUAGGCUAGAGUGAGUCGCGCGUGGUCGCACUGAGCCUUUAGAACGACGCGAGCUUCGAUAGUCAAGCCAUAAUCCACGAUGCAUCUGCCCGUGAUCGGGAGGCUCUCGCCCCGCGAGUACCUCGCCGUCCUCCUGGGCUUCGUCUUCAUCGUCGCCGAGAGCCUGCUCCGAAUCGUCAUUCUUUUUCUUCCCAAUGCGCUCAUUCAGUGGUUUCACGACCGCUCGCGAGAGCUCUUCAACACCUUCGUCGCUCCACCGCGGUCGAAGACGAAGGCCCGCGAGUUCAACGACCGCAUCCGGAUGGCGCAAGAUUUCGGACAGCUUUGCGAGAUCUUUGGAUACUCUUUUGAAGAGCACGUCGUGAUGACCAAGGACGGAUACCUGUUGGGGUUGCAUCGGCUUCCCUCCAAGAAGGGUCAGAAGAAGAGCCAUCCCGGCACUAGCACCGGGAGACCAGUUGUCUACCUUCACCACGGUCUGCUGAUGAAUUCGGACGUCUGGAUGUGUCUCAACAGCGAGGAACGGUGCCUUCCCCUGGUUCUGGUGGAACAAGGAUUCGAUGUCUGGCUAGGGAAUAACAGAGGCAACAAGUACUCGAAGAAGUCUACCCAUUCUAGUCCGAACAGCACGAAGUUCUGGGACUAUAGCAUUGACGAUUUCGCGUGGCAUGACAUACCGGACUCUAUCCACUACAUCUUGGACGUGACUAAAGCGAACAGCCUCAGUUACAUCGGCUUCAGUCAGGGAACCGCGCAGGCGUUCGCAGCCUUGAGUAUACAUCCUCAGUUGAACCAGAAGAUCAAUGUGUUCAUUGCGCUUGCGCCUGCGAUGAGCCCUCCUGGUCUUGCCGCACCUAUCGUAGACGGCCUCAUGAAAGCCUCCCCGACCACCCUCUUUCUAUUCUUCGGCCGUAAGACCAUCCUCCCCUCUGCUACGAUGUGGCAGCAAAUCCUCUACCCACCCAUCUUUACGCGGCUCAUCGACUCGUCGCUCGGGUUUCUGUUCAAUUGGCACGGCCGCAACAUUGCCAUGUCACAGAAGAUCGCGGCGUACGCACACCUGUACUCGUUCGCAUCCGUCAAGUCGGUCGUGCACUGGUUCCAGAUCAUGCGCACGGGCACGUUCCAGAUGUUCGACGACGACGUGAUGUCCGCCAUCCCGCUUCGGGGCGGGUCGAGCCCGUCGUACGUGCCGGCCAAGUUCCCGACGAAGAACAUCGUCACGCCCAUCGUCCUCCUCUGGGGCGACAGCGACAGCCUGGUGCACAUCGACGUGAUGAUGCGCGAGCUGCCGGCGCACACCGUUGAGAAGAGGUUACAUUCAUACGAGCAUCUGGACGUCCUGUGGGGAAAGGACGUCCACGUAGACGUGAUACCGGAGGUGUUGGAGGCGUUGAAGCGGUAUUGUGAAAACCCGGAGAGGUUGGACGGGUUGAGCAACGGCGUAGAUAAGUUGGGAACGACAGCGUGAAGGUUACGGUAAUAUGAAGACCCAAUAGACCAGCGAUACCCUAGCGGACAAUGUAUAUGGUGUGUACAAGAGGAAUAGUUGCAUAGGAACAACGCC
Molecule: messenger RNA, 1627 nt
Organism: Punctularia strigosozonata HHB-11173 SS5
Lineage: Eukaryota; Fungi; Basidiomycota; Agaricomycetes; Corticiales; Punctulariaceae
Product: triacylglycerol lipase
Exons: 4
Coding region: 140-1531 (463 amino acids)
Biological process (GO): lipid metabolic process
Source: RefSeq, a predicted model, not a curated record